CAGGCCAAUUUAUAACACUCUCUCUCUCUCUCUCUCUCUCUCUCACAUCCCUUCUUCUUCACAAAAAUUCCGGCGAAACUCGGCAAUCCACCACCACUACCACCGCCGCAGCCCCUCCUUUUCUCAUUAUUAUCGGGCGAUCGACCAGCACGUCAGCUCCCGCCGCUACAGCCGUGGACUUGUGCUAGCCGCCCUUUUCUCAGCCUACACGCUACAACAUCAAAGAGGCCUUAUUCCUAUUUGUUUAUAAGGUCACUAGAAGAUUUGGAUUAGAGGUAAUAGGAGCUCUCUGGAAAAGAAUGACCUUUGCCUUUUGGUUUGAGGAUUCACAAUGUCAGGGGUACUAAGUUCUGGUUUGAAUGGAUCGAAUUCAAAUAUUCCGGAUAAUGCUGGAAGAGCUUUUGCAACUUCCUUUUCUGCACAAUCAGGUUCAUCUGGAGCUGCCUUAAACCAGUCCGGUGCAGGUAAUCUUCAGGGGCUUCACAAUAUCCAUAAUAGCUUUAGCCUGUCAAACAUGCCCGGGCCUUAUGCAUCAAGAAAUUCGGGAAAUAUUGGUGGUCUUCCAAAUGGUGUUCAACAAGCUCCAGGAAGCGUGUCUAAUGGGAGAUAUGGAAUAAAUAGUCUCCCUAAUGCAAUUUCUCAGCUAUCUUUGGGAAGUUCACAUGGACAUUCAGGUCUUAAUAAUACAGGGGGCCCAGGUGUGCUUCCAAAUAUGGGAAAUACAGGAAGAAUUGCAAAUACUAUUGGUGGUCUUGUGGGCGGGGGCAAUGCUUCAAGGGGGUCAAGCUCUACGGGCGUUGGAAACAUCCCUGGUCUUGCUUCGCGUUUGAAUCUGACAGCUCCGCAGGUGGUAUCCAUGCUGGGAAAUUCUUAUUCUGGUGCUGGUGUGCCACUUUCUCAAAACCAAUUUCAAGCUGGGAAUAAUAGUUUUAGUUUUAUGGCAUUACUAAAUGAGUCAAAUGCCCACGACAAUGCUACUUUUGAUGUAAAUGAUUUUCCUCAGCUAUCAGGGCGUCCCCCUUCAGCUGGUGGCUCUCAUGGUCAAAUAGGUAUGAUGCAAAAGCAUAACAUCGGUUUUGGUCAACAGAACCAAGAAUUCAGCAUCCAAAAUGAAGAUUUCCCUGCUUUACCGGGAUACAAAGGCGGUCUUAAUGUUGGUGGUAGUGCUGAAUAUACCAUGAAUGCUCACCAAAAAGAACAAAUUCACGACAAUAUGACAAAUUUAAUGCAGCAGUCUCAGCAAUUAUCUAUGGGGAGGUCUUCUGGUUUUAAUUUUGGUGGCUCAUAUUCAUCACAUCAUCCUCAACAACAUCGUGCUUCCUCAAUAAAUGGAUCAGGGGUUUCCUAUCUAACAUCGGGCAACUCAGAUCUUCAUUUUCAUGGUCCUGAGUAUCAGCAAUUUCAGCAGUCCCAAUCUCGUUUCAUAAAUCCAUUUAGAGAUAAAGACAUGAAAGCGACGCCGGGAUCCCAAAGUGCACUGGAUCAAUAUGGGAUUGUUGGUCUGUUAAGCGUCAUAAAAAUGGUAAAGCCAGCUUUGAGCACUCUUGCUCUGGGACUUGAUCUGACGACCCUAGGUUUAAAUUUGAACUCAUCUGAGACUCUUAACAAGAAAUUUGCAUCCCCGUGGUCCGAUGAACCUGUCAGAGGAGAACCUGAGUUCAGUGUGCCGGAGUGCUAUUAUACUAAACAGACUCCUCCUUUAAAGGGGGAAGAAUAUUAUUUGUUACCAUGCUCUCUAAGGGUGUUUUAUUUGUAUUUACAGCAAACCUAUUUCGCAAGAUUCCGUCCAGAAACAUUAUUUUACAUCUUUUACAGCAUGCCAAAAGAUGAGGCACAACUUUUUGCAGCAAACGAACUGUACAACAGAGGAUGGUUUUUCCACAAAGAUCUGAGGCUCUGGUUUACGCGGGUGAAGAAUAUGGAACCUCUGGUCAAAACAAACAGUUACGAGAGGGGUUACUACUUCUGUUUCGACCCCAAUCUGUGGCAAACAGCAAGAAAGGAUAACUUUGUCCUGCAAUAUGAAAUGGUUGAGAAAAGACCUGCGCUACCUCAGCAAUAACCGUAUUAUUCUCCCAGUCUCCCUCGCUGUCUAAUCCGCUAUUUGGAGUUGUAUACAUCAUAACAGAGAAUAUUGUUCCCGUUUUGGGUGAUGUUCGAUGUGCCACCUCUCGGAGGAGCAUGUCAUGAUAGAGUAAAUUUCUGUAAUAUGAUAUGUCGCCUCUACGAGCGUGUCAUGAUAUUAGAUAUGUCGCAGUGCAGGAUAGAGUAAAUUUCUGUAAUCUGAUUCUGAUAUUGUGUUUAUUUGGCUGAAUUUUGUGAAGGAAAAGAUGUUAUGUUAUUCCAA
Molecule: messenger RNA, 2347 nt
Organism: Salvia splendens (bonfire salvia)
Lineage: Eukaryota; Viridiplantae; Streptophyta; Magnoliopsida; Lamiales; Lamiaceae
Product: probable NOT transcription complex subunit VIP2
Exons: 15
Coding region: 332-2062 (576 amino acids)
Biological process (GO): regulation of DNA-templated transcription
Cellular component (GO): CCR4-NOT core complex
Source: RefSeq, a predicted model, not a curated record